AUGAGAGGAGAGGAAGCUGUGAUAGUGAGCAUAGUUGGUCUUCUUCUAUUUGGGAAGGUGUUGGAGCCUUUAUGGGGAGCUAAGGAGUUGCUCAAGUUUAUUUUUAUUGUUAAUCUCUCAACUUCAGCUUGUGUCUUCGUAACUACUAUUGUGCUGUACUACAUAACACAGGAGGAGAGCUACCUCUACACACCUGUUUCUGGGUUUUAUGGAGUUCUUUCAGGACUACUGGUGGGCAUCAAGCAAAUUUUAGCCGAUCAGGAGCUUAAUCUUUUUGUGCUCAAGAUUAGUGCAAAGUGGAUUCCAUCUAUCGUUGCAUUUAUCUCUGUUGCCGUAAGAUUCUUCAUAAAGGAAUCGAUGUCAUACCUUCCCAUCAUAUUAUUUGGCAUCUACAUGAGCUGGAUUUACCUACGUUACUUCCAAAGGAGAUUAGAAGUAGUCCUUAAGGGGGACCCAAGUGAUGAAUUCUCAUUUUCAAGCUUCUUCCCUGGAUUUUUAAGAUGGUUAAUACCUAAAUUGAGAGCUGUAUGGAAUAAAAUAUUGGAGGACAUUCUUGAUACACAGUUUGUAUCUGACCAGGACAUUGUCUCUUGGAAACUUGAAGGUAAAGGUCUUCAAAAAGAAGUUGAUAAGGAGGCGUUGAUCAAAGGCAUGGAAACCAUGAUCAAGAUUGCGGUGCAACUUUUGAGCAAGAAGAACCAAGCUGCUGGUCAGUCCAACCUGCUACAAGAUGCAACCGGGAAGGAUGAGGAGAACAAGGAAUCAGAUCGUUGA
Molecule: messenger RNA, 774 nt
Organism: Miscanthus lutarioriparius
Lineage: Eukaryota; Viridiplantae; Streptophyta; Magnoliopsida; Poales; Poaceae
Source: the annotation of a GenBank genome assembly